GACGGUUCCCAAGCCACCCGUAAAAGUCCGCAGCGAAACGCAUCAUCCCCUUUCUUCCUCGUCGUGCUCCCAGCCUCCAAACGACCACUCUCCCCCGCUCAGCUCCCACCCUCGCCUCCCAUGGCGUCUCUCCUCUUCCUGCCGCACACGACCCCCACGGCCUCCCCGCGCGCCGCGGCCAGGCCCAGGGCCGGGGCCAUCACCUGCGGCCCGCGCGACAACCGCGGCCCGCUCCAGCGCGGCCGCUCCCUCUCCACCGAGGCCAUCCACGCCGUGCAGUCCCUCAAGCGCCUCACCGCCGCCGACCGCUCCCCGUCGGCCGCCCGCGGCGCGGCCUCCGCGUCCCUCGGCCGCCUCCUCCGGGCCGAUCUCCUCGCCGCCAUGGCCGAGCUCCAGCGCCAGGGCCACUGGUCCCUCGCCCUCGCCGCGCUCCACGUGGCGCGCGCCGAGCCCUGGUACCGGCCCGACCCGGAGCUCUACGCCACGUUCGUCUCCUCCUCGCCGCCCUCCGAGGCCGCCGCCGGCGCCGUGGACGCGCUCGUGGAGGCGUUCCUCGAGGAGAAGGAGGAGGGGCGCGGCGGGCGGCUCUCGGAGUCGGAGGGGCCGUGGGUGGGGGUGGACGUGUACAGGCUCACGAGGCUGGUGCGCGCGCUGGUGGCCAAGGGCAGGGCGCGCGCGGCGUGGCGGGUGUACGAGGCGGCGGUGAGGAGGGGAGGCUGCGACGUGGACGAGUACAUGUACCGGGUGAUGGCGCGGGGGAUGAAGCGGCUGGGGCUCGAGGCCGAGGCGGCGGAGGUGGAGGCCGACUUCGCCGAGUGGGAGGCUAGGGUCUCGCCGCCGGCGAGGCAUCUGCUCGACGAAAUGCGCGCGAGGGAGGAGAGCGACAAGACGACGACGCCGACGACGGCUUAGUAUUUUUGUACUGCAAAGUAAAUCGAGAGUGCACGAGUGUGAUCAUUGUAUUAUUUUUUACUGGAAAAAAGUAAAAAUGUCGUGCUGCUUGCCACAGUUCAUGUCCAGAAAUUUCACAGCGAACAAGUUCAAUUUCGACAUGAAUUUCCGUACUCAGGCGAGAGGCACAUUCAGAUUCA
This is a messenger RNA of Triticum dicoccoides, 1091 nucleotides long. RefSeq names its product protein THYLAKOID ASSEMBLY 8, chloroplastic-like. The transcript has a single exon. Gene Ontology annotation, molecular function: protein binding; RNA binding. Gene Ontology annotation, biological process: Group II intron splicing; chloroplast organization. NCBI's taxonomy places the organism in Eukaryota, Viridiplantae, Streptophyta, Magnoliopsida, Poales, Poaceae. The coding region runs from base 121 to 912 and encodes 263 amino acids. The record is from RefSeq and is a predicted model, not a curated record.